This is a messenger RNA of Archocentrus centrarchus (flier cichlid), 3014 nucleotides long. RefSeq names its product synaptic vesicle membrane protein VAT-1 homolog. Gene Ontology annotation, cellular component: mitochondrial outer membrane. Gene Ontology annotation, molecular function: oxidoreductase activity. Bases 222 to 1538 code for a protein of 438 amino acids. The transcript has 6 exons. NCBI's taxonomy places the organism in Eukaryota, Metazoa, Chordata, Actinopteri, Cichliformes, Cichlidae. Gene Ontology annotation, biological process: negative regulation of mitochondrial fusion. The record is from RefSeq and is a predicted model, not a curated record.
CUGGUCACUUGUUGAUCGGAGCGCACACAUCGGAAACCACACGUAUCUUACAAAGGACGUGACUCUGCACCGAGCAGCCUGUCGUUUCGUAUUUUUGACAAGAAAAUCUGCACUGAACCGAUUUUUUUCCCCCCAUUGUUCUUGGAGUAUUUUUUAAAGAAACGCUCAGGCAGGCGCAACUAUUGGACUGAAAACCCCCAAAGCGCACAUAAGUGGUUAUCAUGUCAGGAGAAGAGGCUCCAACUCAGCAGCAGCAACCUGAGCAGGAGAAGAAGCCCGAUGAGCCUCCCUCGGCUGCUCCGGAUGCACCCCAGCAGGAGUCAGGCAGCAGCCCUGCACCAGCAGCUGCAGCACCAGCAGCAGCAGCAGCUGCUGCCGUGGCCGAGGAGAAGCCGCUCUCCUGCCGCGCCCUGGUCCUCACGGGACAUGGGGGCUACGACAAAGUCAAGCUGCAGGUGAAGACGCUGGCCAAGCCGAAGCUGAAAGCGGGAGAGGUCCUGGUGCGCGUCAAGGCGUGCGGGCUGAACUUCGCCGAGCUGCUGGGCCGGCAGGGUCUGUACGAGCUGCUGCCUGCCCCGCCCGUCACGAUGGGAAUGGAGGGCUCCGGGGUCAUUGAAGCGGUCGGGGAGGAUGUGAAGGACAGGAAAGUCGGUGAUCGUGUCAUCGCGUUGACCCGCAGCGGCAUGUGGCAGGAAGUAGUCGUCGUGCCUGCUGACCGCACCGUCCCUAUGCCCGAGGAGAUGAGUUUUGAGGAAGGCGCAGCUCUCACUAUUAACUACAUGACCGCCUACAUGAUGCUGUUUGAGAUGGCCAAUCUUAGGCCUGGCAAAAGUGUUCUUAUACACAUGGCAGCAGGUGGUGUGGGUAUUGCUGCUACCCAGCUGUGUCAAACUGUGCAGGAUGUGACUGUUUUUGGCACGGCGUCAGCUUCCAAACACGAGACUAUUACCCAAGGCGGGGUAACUCACCCCAUCGACUACCGCACCAGAGACUACGUGGAGGAAAUCCGCAAAAUCAGUCCAAAGGGUGUUGACAUCGUCCUCGACCCCCUUGGUGGCUCCGACACCCAAAAAGGCUUUGGUUUGUUGAAGCCUCUGGGCAUGAUUAUAGUCUUUGGUGCAGCCAAUUGUGUAACAGGCCAGAGGAAGAACCUGCUGGCCAUGGCAAAGACCUGGUACAACCAGCUGUCUCUUAACACCAUGAAACUGAUGCAGGCCAACAAAGCUGUCAGUGGCUUCCACCUGGGGUACAUCACUGAUGAGCAGCUCUUGGACAGGACUAUGUCUAAGCUGCUUGAACUCUACAAGCAGGGAAAGAUCAAACCCUGCAUCGACUCCUGCUAUCACUUUGAGGACGUGACUGAAGCCAUGAAACGCAUGCAUGAACGCCAAAAUAUUGGGAAAGUUAUCCUUCUUCCUGAACCUAAGAAGGAGGAAGAGAAGCCAAAGUCCAGUGCUGAGGUUGGAGAAAAUGUGGAAAAAAAUGAUGCUGCCGUCAGCGAGAAGAAAGAAGAGGAAGUUAAAGCAGAAAAGGAUUGAGUAAGAGUGUUUAUUUCGAGGGUUUCCUUUGUUCGGUUGCCUUCCAAAAAAAAAAAAAAAAAAAAAAAAAGGGGAAAGGGGGCAAGAUGUCAUGAAUUCUUUGUCAGUAUUUUUUUGAAAUGUUCAUGGAUUUUUGUUGUGCAAUAUGGUUAUACUGUGGUGUCUUUGUCGGGAACACUUGUUUGUUCGUUUUUUAAAAUAAAAUGUCACUGCAUUCUGAUACAUUAUCUGAGGGGGAAAAAUGUGUUCUCAUUUCCAAAUAUUGUUAAAAGUGGGCCAUGACAACAACUUGAUCACAGCUCUAACAUAACACUGGUAAUAACAGCUUACCAGGGCUGGUGCUUAUAAGACUAAGUUUGAUCAGUCACUUUGAAAAGUAGGACUGAGCUUUGCUUUGAAAACAAAAAAAUACUGUUUUUAGCAGUGUUUAAAUGUGAUUGUGCUCAUUUCAGACUACACUCAUAUCUAUCCAAGCAUCCAAUCUGCCAACAACACCGUUUCAAAAGUGACAGAGCAAUGCACCAUCAUCACAACUUGCAUUAGGAUUAUCCAGCUUUGUACAGCCUAUACAGAUAAGGUUGUCAUUUUAGGCAAAGAUAUAAUUUUUAGAGUUUUGUCUCUGCACGCCUCCACAGUGGAUUUUAAAUCUGUUAAAAUGUGACUGAAGUGCAGACUUUCAGCUUUAAUUCAAGGGGUUUAACAAAGAUUUUGCAUUAACAGUUUAUGGCUUACAGAUGUUUUUAGAGACACUAGUGGCAAUAUAUGCCCCAUACAUGUAUGAAAAACUAAAAUAUACAAAUUCAACAGUUUGAAUCAAUUUCUGGUAUUCAGUCUACUUCAGUUGUCAUGAAAUAACAAGGGAAAUGAGAAGGGAACAUUGCUCAGCUGGACAUGUCAAAUGAAAUUUGAGCCUCUGAAAAUGGGAGGGGUCAUAUAUAAAAAUGAUUGUAAUUCCUAAACAGUUUGUGCAAACAUUUGUAAAACCUCUUGAAUUAAAGUUGAAAGUCUGCACUUGUUUUUUGUUUUGUUUUUGUUUUGUUUUUUAAUCUGUGGUGGUGUACAGAGGCAAAACUAUAAAAAUUAUAGACCUAAGUCUACAUGCAAGAGGAUGGCUUAUGUGUGAAAAUGACACUGAAGAUGUCGGCAUGUUAUUUUGGAUGAUAAUCACAAUGAAACGGAAAUAAACACAGAUGGCGGUUCUAUUUUAAAGUAAGUGGAGCACUUGCAUGUUCUGAGGUUUUUUGUAAUCGCCCUAAAAGAAGCAUUUCCAUUAAAGGAUUGAUGGCAAGUUGACAUAUUAAAAAUCUGUAUUUGUACUUUUGACUUUUACACUUUUCCCAAAAUUUCCCACCUCAUUAUUUUUGGAGCUGGUGCAGAAAAUAUGACCAAAAUUAUGUCUUCCAGAUGCAUUCAAGAGGCUUCAUACAGCUCACAUAAUGUGCCAUACAGAAAGACCUUCUACCAAAAAAAAAAAAA